This is a messenger RNA of Castor canadensis (American beaver), 4305 nucleotides long. It is a transcript of the gene Rel, whose product is annotated as REL proto-oncogene, NF-kB subunit. NCBI's taxonomy places the organism in Eukaryota, Metazoa, Chordata, Mammalia, Rodentia, Castoridae. Gene Ontology annotation, molecular function: RNA polymerase II cis-regulatory region sequence-specific DNA binding; DNA-binding transcription factor activity, RNA polymerase II-specific. Gene Ontology annotation, cellular component: nucleus; cytoplasm. The record is from RefSeq and is a predicted model, not a curated record. Gene Ontology annotation, biological process: positive regulation of transcription by RNA polymerase II; innate immune response; canonical NF-kappaB signal transduction.
GGAGGAGGAGGCCUGGGGUGUUCAGGGGCAUUGGGAGUCCCGGCGGCAGAGGUUGGGCGGCCUGCUGACUGAUUGAUUGACUUGACGAUUGACCGCUGACGAGCAGGCGGCCUGGGGCCAGGCGCUUGCAGCUGCCGGCGGCGCGGCGCGAAGAGCGGAGCCAUGGCCUCCGGAGGGUUUAACCCAUAUAUAGAGAUAAUUGAACAACCUCGGCAGAGGGGAAUGCGAUUUAGGUACAAAUGUGAAGGGCGAUCAGCAGGCAGCAUUCCUGGGGAGCACAGCACGGAUAACAACCGCACUUACCCAUCUAUCCAGAUUAUGAACUAUUAUGGAAAAGGAAAAGUGAGAAUUACGUUAGUAACAAAGAAUGAUCCAUAUAAACCUCAUCCACAUGAUUUAGUUGGAAAAGACUGCAGAGAUGGCUACUAUGAAGCAGAAUUUGGACAAGAACGUAGGCCUUUGUUUUUUCAAAAUUUGGGUAUUCGAUGUGUAAAGAAAAAAGAAGUAAAAGAAGCUAUUAUUUCAAGAAUAAGUGCAGGAAUCAAUCCUUUCAAUGUCCCUGAACAACAGCUGCUUGACAUUGAAGACUGUGACCUAAAUGUGGUGAGACUAUGUUUUCAAGUUUUCCUCCCCGAUGAACAUGGUAAUUUGACAACAACUCUUCCUCCUGUUGUCUCUAACCCAAUUUAUGACAACCGUGCCCCAAAUACUGCAGAAUUAAGGAUUUGUCGUGUAAACAAGAACUGUGGAAGUGUCAGGGGAGGAGAUGAAAUAUUUCUACUCUGUGACAAAGUUCAGAAAGAUGAUAUAGAAGUUCGUUUUGUGUUGAAUGAUUGGGAAGCAAAAGGUAUCUUUUCACAAGCUGAUGUACACCGUCAAGUAGCCAUUGUUUUCAAGACUCCUCCAUAUUGCAAAGCUAUAUCAGAGCCAGUAACUGUAAAAAUGCAGCUGCGGAGACCUUCUGACCAGGAAGUUAGUGAAUCUAUGGAUUUUAGAUAUCUGCCAGAUGAAAAAGAUGCUUAUGGCAAUAAAUCAAAGAAGCAAAAAACAACUCUACUUUUCCAGAAACUGUGGCAGGAUUGUGCUAAUUUUCCUGAGAGACCAAGACCUGGUCCCCUAGGUUCAAUUGGAGAAGGAAGAUUCAUCAAAAAAGAAUCAAACUUGUUUUCUCAGUGUGCAGUUUUGCCAGAAAUGCCCAGGAUUUCAGAACCCUACUAUUCUCCAUCUGUGUCCAUCUCAAGUGGCUUGCCCCAUCACAAUCCAGCCAUUCCCUCAGUGGUACCUCAUCAGUCUUCUUCAAGCUGGUCACCAAUGGCUCACCCCACCUCACACUCAGUGAAUACAAAUCCACUGAAUAAUUUUUCAGCAGGGACACUUUCCACUAAUUCACAAAGUAUUCCAUCAUUCUUGGAAAUGCCCAGUGUGAGUGACUUAAAUGCUUCUAAUGCUUGCAUUUAUAAUAAUACCGAUGACAUAGGCAGAAUGGAAACAUCAUCCAUGUCAUCAGCGGACUUAUAUGGUAUUUCUGACACCAACAUGCUGUCUAAUUGCUCUGUGAAUAUGAUGACAACCAGCAGUGAUAGCAUGGGAGAGACCGAUAACACAAGACUUGUGAGCAUGAAUCUUGAAAAUCCCUCAUGUAAUUCAGUCUUAGAUCCAAGAGACUUGAGACCACUCCAUCAAAUGUCUUCUUCCAGUAUGUCAGCAAGCACCAGUUCCAGUACUGCUGUUUUUGUUUCACAAUCAGAUGCAUUUGAGCGAUCUGACUUCAGUUGUACAGAUAACAGCCUGAUAAAUGAACCAGGACCAUCAAAUGAUCCUAAUCCAAGCAGUCAUAAUUUUAUUCAAAGUAGUCAGUAUGCAAGUAUUGGCUCUAUGCAAAGUGAGCAAUUGAGUGACUCCUUUGCAUAUGAUUUUUUUUAAGUAUAACUUGCAGAAUUUUAAUACUUUUAAAUGUUCACAAUCAUUUUGAUAUUACCUAUGCAGCAUUUUGUAGUUUUAUUUUUUGGGGGUGUAGGGGUGGAAUUGUGGUUUGAACUCAGACUUCAUGCUUGCAAAGUGGGCACUCUACCCUAUGCAGCAUUUUGUAUUUGCCUAAUCAAGAAAAAUUGCUAAAGCAAAACUGGCUGGGAGUUUGGUGGUAGAGCACCUGCCUUGUGAGCUUGAAGUCCUGGGUUCAAGCCUCAGUACCACCAAAACAAACAAACAAAACCAAAAAAGCCAACCAGAAAUAGAAACGUAAGAAGGCUUUACUGUUUCUUCUUUUGAAAGCUCUGACCUGAUAACUAUGUGUGGUGUGAAUUCUGCCUUCAGAGCUCUACCACGGUUUCCUAGGACAGACUCUGAGGAGAAUGUUAAAGCUAGGCUCUGUUUUGCUACUUGGUUUUUUAUAUUUCUUUUAUAAUAUAUUAAUGUAUUCUUAAAUGAAUUAAUUGAUAUUUGCUUUCAAGCAAAUUUAAAGUAAAACCUAUAAUGGCUAUGCCAUUGGAAAAAUUAAUUCCUUAUUUCUGAGGCCCAUAGGCCAAUGUAACCCCUAAGGGGUUUUCUGAGGCCUACUGGUGUUUCUUACAUUUAUAUGUAAAUUAAUACUUCUUUAAAAUGUUGAGUUGGGCUGAAGGCAGUUGAAGUGAGCUUUCAAGGUAUGGGAGGUUUUCUACAUUUUAUACUAUUUAAACUGAUAUCUUUAAAGUUGCUUAUUAUUUUAGCUUUAUAUACCCAUAUUUGCAACAGGAAUACAUUUCCUUGGACCUCUACUUUCUUAGAUGUCCUCACUCCCUCUAAAAUCUUACAAAACUGCCUAUUUGACACCUCUAUCAAAAAAUCUCAUUAGAGCUCAAACUCAACAUAAUCCAAAUCCAAGUUUCAAUCUCCACUCCUACCCCCUUCAACCUGCCUUCAACUCUUCCUUCAGUCUUCCCCAACUCAGUAAAUGGCAAUGCCAUGCUUCUAGUUGCUCAGGCCAAACUCUUGAUUCUUUUUCCUUUAUCUCCCACAUCCAACCCAUCAGCAAAUCUAAUAGGCCCUGCCUCCACAGUAUAUCCAAAGCAGACCACCUCUUUUGAUCUCUGUUGUUAGCACUCUAUUCCCAGCCACCCUCAUCUUUUUCUAGGAUUGGAGCUAUAGCCUCCUUCCAAAAACCUUCCUUAUAAUUCUUAUAUUCCCUAUAGUCUAUUCCUAAUAAAGAGCCAGAGUAAUUGUUUUGAAAAAAAGUCAAAUUCUGUUCCUCUGUUCAGAACCAUCCAGUGAUACCACAUCUCACUCAGAGUAAAGGCUGUAGUCUUUAAACUUAGUAGGCCCAUGUGGCCUAGAAUCCCUAUCCUACUUCAUGUACUACCAUUUCCUUCCUUUUUAUGCAGCUCCAAGCACUCUGGCCUCAGUGUUCCUCUUCAAAGCACCAAGUACAGUCCUGCCUCAGAGCCUUUGUUCUCAGUAUUCUCUCUGACUUAACUGUUCUUUUUCCAGAUAUUCACGUAGUUCUCUGACACUCUUUAGGUCUCACUCAGCUGUUACCUGAUUGAGACUUACCUUGACUAACCAUCGCUAUUCCCUUCUCUGUAGGUCCAUAGCACUUAAUCAUAAUCUGACUUUACUAAAUAAGCACAUGUUUGUUUUCUUUAUGGGAAUAUAAGCUCCUUGAGGACAGAAAGUUUUUUUCUGUUUUGUUCACUGUUGAAUUCUCUAGUUUGUAAAGUAGCGUCUGCCUCAUAUUAAACACUCAGUAAAUAUUUAUUGAACAAAGUUGAUGGAACUUUUGUUUUUUGAAAGAAAGAAUAGGUUUAAUUACUGGAUGUUUAUGAUUUUUCAUUUUGUUUAAUGUGAUUUUUUUAUUAGAAUCAUCUGCAUUCAAGUCCAGUAUUAAUAAUGGUAAUCCAAAUUGUUUGGAAGCAAAAUAAUCACAGUAGCAAAGUGUGGCAGAAUUUGGGCAGUAACCUUAAUUGUGAUGGAAUAGUGAUGUUAAGUAACUAACGUAUUAAAGAUCUAGUUUAGUUUAUGACUAGAACCUAUUCUAAAUGUUGAACAUAUUCUUAGCUAGACAAUGAAUUAUUUCACUUACGAGAAGUCCAUCCAAACCAUAAAUUUUUCUAGUUAAAAUAGGGUGUGUGAAUGCCAUAUAAAUAGAAGUUGCCAGUUGAUUCAGGAAGCAGAGAUAGAAGAUCACAGUUUGAGACCAGUCCAGGCAAAAUGUAGUGAGACCCUAUCUUAAAACAAGCCAGUGUGGUAGCACAUGACUCUUAAUUCCAGCUACUUGGGAGGUAGAGGAAGGAGGAUUGUGGUCUGAGGCCAGCUGCAGCAAAAGUGUGAUAC